UAUUCUUCUGUAUGGAAGUUCCCGUCAAUCACUCCAGAUGAGAAGAAACUCAGAGAAACUCCGGCUGACAACGAAAUCCCUUUAAUGCAAUGAAUCAGGCCAGUGUGUUGCUGUAAAAAAGGGUACACCCAACAUGAACCUGUGUGAGGAGAGAGAGGACGAUGUCCCACCUUCUAAAGUCUCUCUCUCUGUGGAAAACGUCAGCCAGACCAAAGCUAAGAGAAGGCCAGUCCAGCAUGAGAGACCAGACUCCCCUGAACCCAGCGUUGUGUCCAUGAAGAGUGACCACUCCAUGCCUGAACCCUUAACCUUUAGAGAUGGAAAUCACUCUACAGAGCAGAGAGUCCAGAAGGAGAGACCAGACUCCCCUGAACCCAGCGUUGUGUCCAUGAAGAGUGACCACUCCAUGCCUGAACCCUUAACCUUUAGAGAUGGAAAUCACUCUACAGAGCAGAGAGUCCAGAAGGAGAGACCAGACUCCCCUGAACCCAGCGUUGUGUCCAUGAAGAGUGACCACUCCAUGCCUGAACCCUUAACCUUUAGAGAUGGAAAUCACUCUACAGAGCAGAGAGUCCAGAAGGAGAGACCAGACCCCCCUGAACCCAGCGUUGUGUCUAUGAAGAGUGACCACUCCAUGCCUGAACCCUUAACCUUCAGAGAUAGAAAUCCCUCUACAGAGCUGAGAGCCGACCAGGAGAAAUCCAAGGUUCCCAUCAGUCACUCUGACAAUGAACACAAUGAGGCAGAUCUGGCCUCCAUAUUCAUGCUUCUAGAGGAGAACAUCAUCACUUUUGUGAAGACUGAGCUGAAGAAGUUCCAGGGAGUUCUUAGUCCUGAUUACCCAGAGUGCUUUGAGAGGCAGAAGAAGGAUGAGGAGGAGGUGGUGGAUGGUGGAGAGGAAGAACAGAGGAAAAGCAGCACAGGGGCACUUUUGAAGAUUGCACUGCACUUCUUGAGGAGAAUGAAGCAGGAGGAGCUUGCUGACUCUCUACAGACCAGAACUCUUGCUGCAGAGCCCCAAAAUAAACUCAAAAUAAACCUGACAGAGAAGUUCCAGUGUUUGUUUGAGGGAAUUGCUAAAGCAGGAAACCCAACACUCCUGAAUGACAUUUACACAGAGCUCUACAUCACAGAGGGAGGCAGUGGAGAGGUCAAUGAUGAACAUGAGAUCUGGCAGAUUGAAACAGCAUCCAGGAAACCAUCAAGACCGGAAACUUUGAUUGCAUGUAAAGACAUCUUCCAACCGUUACCCGGGAGGGAUCAUCAACCAAUCAGAACAGUGCUGACAAAGGGAGUGGCCGGCAUUGGGAAAACAGUUCUAACACAUAAGUUCACUCUGGACUGGGCUGAAGGUAAAACCAACCAAAACAUUCAGUUCACGUUCCCAUUCACUUUCAGAGAGCUGAAUGUGUUGAAAAAGAAAAAGUACAGCCUGGUGGAGCUUGUUCAUCACUUCUUUACUGAAACCAAAGAAGCAGGGCUCUGCAGGUUUGAAGAGUUCCCAGUUGUGUUCAUCUUCGACGGGCUGGAUGAGUGUCGACUUCCUCUGGACUUCCACAACAAUGAGAUCCUGACGGAUAUUACAGAGUCAACCUCAGUGGAUGUGCUGCUGACAAACCUCAUCUGGGGGAAACUGCUUCCCUCUGCUCGCCUCUGGAUAACCACUCGGCCUGCAGCAGCCAAUCGGAUCCCUCCUGAGUGUGUCGGUUUGAUGACAGAGGUCAGAGGGUUCACUGACCCCCAGAAGGAGGAGUACUUCAGGAAGAGAUUCGGAGAUGAGGAGCAGGCCAGCAGAAUCAUCUCCCACAUCAAGACUUCACAAAGCCUCCACAUCAUGUGUCACAUCCCAGUCUUCUGCUGGAUUGCUGCUUCAGUUCUGGACCAUGUGUUGAGAGCGGAUGAGAACAGGGAGUUACCCAAGACCCUGACUGAGAUGUACAUCCACUUCCUGGUGGUUCAGUCCAAAGUAGGGCACGUCAAGUAUUAUGGAGGAGCUGAGACGGAUCCACUCUGGAAUUCCAAGACCAGCAAGAUCAUCAUGUCUCUGGGAAAACUGGCUUUUGAGCAGCUGCAGAAAGGAAACUUGAUCUUCUACGAAUCCGACUUAAUAGAGUGUGGCAUUGAUAUCAAAGCGGCCUCGGUGUGCUCAGGGGUGUUCACACAGAUCUUUAAAGAGGAGAGAGGGUUGUACCAGGACAAGGUGUUCUGUUUUGUCCAUUUGAGUAUUCAGGAAUUUCUGGCUGCUCUAUAUGUUUUUGUGACAUUCAUCAAAGCUGGUGUCAACCUGCUGUCAGAACCACAAUCAAGUUCCUGCUGGCCCCAGCUGACAUGGGAGAAGUCCAAGGUGAAUCCGCUGUACAAAAGUGCUGUAGACAAGAUCGUGCAGAGUCUAAAUGGACAUCUGGACUUGUUUCUUCGCUUCCUACUGGGGUUCUCACUGCAGACCAAUCAGACCCUUUUGCGAGAACUGCUGACACCAUCAGGGGGCAGCUUCCAGAACUAUCAGGAAACAGUCAAAUACAUCAAGAGGAUGAUCCGGAGGAAUCCGUCUCCUGAGCGCUGCAUCAACCUGUUCCACUGUCUGAAUGAGCUCAAUGAUCAUUCUCUAGUGGAGGAGAUCCAACAUUACCUGAAUUCAGGAAGCCUCUCCACGGACAAACUGUCGCCUUCUCAGUGGUCAGCUCUGGUUUUCAUCUUACUGUCAUCAGAAAAAGACCUGGAUGUGUUUGACUUGAGGAAAUACUCUGCUUCAGAGGAAGGUCUCCUGAGGCUGCUGCCAGUGGUUAAAUCUUCAAGAAUAUCCUGCCUGAGAGACUGUGAGCUGUCAGAGAGAAGCUGCGAAGCUCUGGCCUCUGUUCUUGUAUCCAAGUCCUCCAAUCUGAGAGAACUGGAUUUGAGUAACAAUGACCUGCAGGAUUCAGGAUUAAACCUGCUGAUUGCAGGACUGCAGAGUCCUCUCUGCAGACUAGAAACUCUACGGUUGAGUGGCUGUAACUUCUCAGAGAAAAAUUCUGAGGCUCUGGCCUUAAUCGGCACACAGCCCACCAGUCUGAGAGAGCUAGACCUGAGUAACAAUGACCUGCAGGAUUCAGGAGUGAAUCUGCUCUCUGCUGGCCUGGCGAGUCCCCACUGUACACUGGAAAUUCUACGGUUAUCAGGCUGUCAGGUCACAGUGGAAGGCUGUGCCUCUUUGGCUUCAGCUCUGAGAUCCAACCCGUCCCAUCUAAGAGAGCUGGACCUGAGCUACAAUCAUCCAGGAGACACAGGGGUCGAGCUGCUCUCUACUUUACUGGAGGAUCCGCACUGGAGACUGGACACUCUUUGUGUGGACCACGGUGGACGACAUCGCUUGAAACCCUUCAUGUUUGUCUGCGACCUCACGCUGGACCCAAACACAGCAAGCAGGAAGCUCUCUUUGUCCAACGACAACAAAACAGUGACAGAGGUGAAAGAGGAGCAGCCUUACCCCGAUCACCCGGAGCGAUUUCACCACUGGAAGCAGGUUCUGUGUAGAGAUGGUUUGGCUGGGCGCUGCUACUGGGAGGUGGAGUGGAGCGGAUGGGUCAACAUUGGAGUGGCGUACAAAGCAAUCAAAAGGACGGGAGAGCGUGAAGAGUGUUGUCUUGGCGAGAACGACAAGUCCUGGGGCCUCUUCUGUACUGCUAACGGUUACUCUGCCUGUCACGAUAAAAGGACAACGGAGAUACGAGGUAGCCGAGCCUCCUUUGGUGCUGGCAGAGUAGCAGUGUAUCUGGACUGGCCUGCUGGUAUCCUGUCCUUCUACAGAGUCUCUGCUGACAAACUGAUCCACCUCCACACCUUCCACUGCCCAUUCACUGAACCCCUCUAUCCCCUGCUCCGGUUUAAUUUAACGUCUAUGUCUGGUUCUUCGGUGUCUCUGUGUAAGAUUGAAUGGGAGGAAUCAGCUCCAGUGUAAAAAAAUGACCCUCACUGUUCUCAAACUGGGAUAUGUUGCUGAAUUAUGGACGAAAGAUGUCCAGAUAAACAUGCUCACAUCUGCGUUUCAUUUGGAUUGCAUUUAUGUAUUAGUUACUGGUGUUCAAAAUCAAAAAAAUGUUGCUUAUCCUGAGAGAUUGUAGCUAAAUAUCCUGAAAGUGGAAACUUUUUUUCAUAGUGCUUCAAAUCAGAGUUUUGAUUUCAAAAGUGGGGGAGGGACACUGGUAUUACUAAAGGCACAGUCUCCUUUUAAAUUUCAUACUGGUCUAAAAAUUGUUCAAUUUUCCUUUUUGGAUAUACCAAUUUUUUUUUUAUACUUUUAACUAGAAUGUUGUUUCCUUGAUUUCACAUCCAUGCCAUGUUAUUCUGCUCCAAUGCAGAAGUCCAGUUUGCAGCUGUAUGGUCCAAAAUGAAUCCAAGAGUGAACUGAAUCUAAUUUGUGAAUUUAUCCAUCUAGUUCCACAAAGCUUAACUUCUAAUUUGACCUUAAAUUCAUACUGUAAAGCUUACUGAUUGGUUGUCUUACAGCAAUGCUCUCUGGGAUUUGUGGUUGACUCCUACUAUUUAACAUUUUAAAGCAAAAAAAAUGUCUGAUCUUCUGUACUGAGAGAUUUAUGUUCAUGUGUUGAAAAUGUCCUGACAGACAUUAACCUGAUAUUAAAGUCCAUAUCACGUCAACUGAACUCUAAUUAAAAAAUAAAGGAAAUAUUUUCCGGUGUUGAGUGCGCUGCUUCCUCUAAUUUCGUGUUACAUUCCUAUUUUGAUCCAGCAUUGAUUUAAAGUUAUCCAGUUCAUUAGGAUAUUUUUGUGGCUUCUUUCCUAGGAUUUUGUAUUGAAAUACUGUUAAAAUAUGUAAUUUGAUGGCACAAUUGUGAAACCAAGUGUCUUCUCACACUCA
This is a messenger RNA of Anoplopoma fimbria (sablefish), 4855 nucleotides long. RefSeq names its product protein NLRC3-like. Bases 134 to 3937 code for a protein of 1267 amino acids. The transcript has 14 exons. Lineage: Eukaryota; Metazoa; Chordata; Actinopteri; Perciformes; Anoplopomatidae. The record is from RefSeq and is a predicted model, not a curated record. Gene Ontology annotation, molecular function: protein binding.